UCCUUCAGUCAGCUGAUUCUGCUGAGCGGCAGCAGCAGAAGAAGCAGCCGUUAGCACUUAGCUAGCUACUGUAAACAAAGCUCGUCCACAAACACCUGAGAUCAAAGCGAGAAGAGAUGAAGAGAAAUAAACUUGAACUGAAGUGAGUUCAAACUUUAACCAGCAGUUUAAUCUGUAGUUAGCGGGUUAGUUAGCUAGUUAACCAACUAACUACCACAACAAGCUAAAGUUAUCGUUGACCGUCUUCGAUGUUUAAACUCAUUUAUUCUUUGUUUUAAACUUUUAUUUCAAACUCUGAGGUGAUUUACUUUAAAUGUUGUAUUCCUUUGAUCUUUGGAAACCAGCGGAAUUCACGCGAACUCUGCUAGCAUUAGCUUAGCUCCAGCGCAAAACCCUCCGAUCUGAGCGGGGCUCUGGUUCGUCUGUGUCCGGGUGUCGGUGCAGCUCCGCCGGUCAGUCAUGAGCCGGACUGCGGCCUGACGGGACCAUAAUGGCCGCAGAGCUGUUCCCCGGGAAGAAGCUGCUCCCUCCGGCCUCCGUCAGCCACCUCCAGCGGCAGAACGAGACCAACAACAACCUCCACCCCGGAGCUCCGAGCUGCUGCACCUGGCAGGGCCUGUACCCGACCGUCCGGGAGAGAAAUUCAGUCAUGUUCAACAAUGAGAUGAUGGCAGACGUUCACUUCGUGGUCGGGCCGCCCGGUGGGACGCAGCGAGUCCCGGGACACAAGUACGUCCUGGCGGUAGGCAGCUCUGUGUUCCACGCCAUGUUCUACGGUGAACUGGCCGAGGAUCAGGAUGAGAUCCGGAUCCCGGACGUGGAGCCUCCGUCCUUCCUCGCCAUGUUGAAGUACAUCUACUGUGACGAGAUCGACCUAUGCGCCGACACGGUGCUCGCCACUCUCUACGCUGCCAAAAAGUACAUCGUGCCUCAUCUGGCCCGGGCCUGCGUCAACUUCCUGGAGACGAGCCUGAGCGCUAAGAACGCCUGCGUGCUGCUGUCUCAGAGCUGCCUGUUCGAGGAGCCCGACCUGACGCAGCGCUGCUGGGAGGUGAUCGACGCGCAGGCCGAGCUCGCUCUGCGCUCCGAAGGCUUCUGCGACAUCGACACUCAGACACUGGAGAGCAUCCUGCGGCGAGAAACGCUCAAUGCCAAAGAGAUGGUGGUGUUCGACGCGGCGCUGAACUGGGCUGAGGCCGAGUGCCAACGACAAGAUCUCGCACCAACCAUCGAGAACAAGCGUCUGGUGUUGGGGAAGGCCAUCUACCUGAUCCGCAUUCCCACCAUGGUGCUGGAGGACUUCGCCAACGGAGCCGCCCAGUCUGAUGUGCUCACGCUCAACGAGACCAACGACAUCUUCCUUUGGUUCACCGCCGCCAAGAAGCCUGAACUCUUGUUCUGCACCAAACCUCGUAAAGGCCUGUCGUCGCAGCGCUGUCACCGCUUCCAGUCCUGCGCCUACCGGAGCAACCAGUGGCGGUACCGAGGCCGCUGCGACAGCAUCCAGUUCGCCGUGGACAAACGCGUUUUUAUCGCUGGUUUUGGUUUGUACGGCUCCAGUUGCGGCUCGGCCGAGUACAGCGCCAAAAUCGAGCUGAAGCGUCAGGGCGUGCCGAUGGCCCAGAGGAUCAUCAAGUACUUCUCUGACGGCUCCAGCAGCACCUUCACAGUCUGGUUCGAGUACCCGGUGCAAAUCGAGCCGGACACCUUCUAUACCGCCAGCGUCGUGCUGGACGGCAACGAGCUCAGCUACUUCGGUCAGGAGGGCAUGACAGAGGUGCAGUGUGGGAAAGUGACCUUCCAGUUCCAGUGCUCGUCGGACAGCACCAACGGCACCGGAGUGCAGGGGGGUCAGAUCCCCGAGCUCAUCUUCUACGCCUGAGCCCGAGGAGCGAGAACACUGCGGAGAUUCCUGCUUCACUGCCACAAUGACUUUUAUUUUGAAGUUCUCAGGAAGCUGCUGAAGGGGGACUCCUGGUUUCACCACAGACACAAGACGAGUCUGAUUGGUCACAUUCCAUCACAGUUGAAGUUUGAACCCUGUCUCUCAGAGAGGGGUCUUAUGGGUAACCUGUGGUUGCAGAGUCUAUAUACACACACACACACACACACACACACACACACACACACACACACACACACACACACACACACACACACACACACACACCUCUUCACUGUAAAGGACCAGUCUGACAUUUAUUCUGUAAGUUUGCUGUCGUCAGUGAAUCUUGACGAAUGUUUGUUCAGAUCAGAGACUGUAAAUAAAGAUGGACACCAUGACGGAUCCCGAGUGAAGCCAAAGUGAUUGAUCGCCCCCUGGUGUCUGGCUGCAGCAUAGGUCAUAGACGUCCUCCAUGUUAGCAGAGGGGACAUGGAC
Messenger RNA from Hippoglossus stenolepis (Pacific halibut), 2380 nucleotides. RefSeq names its product BTB/POZ domain-containing protein 3. The coding region runs from base 491 to 1882 and encodes 463 amino acids. Gene Ontology annotation, cellular component: cytosol. Gene Ontology annotation, molecular function: protein binding. The record is from RefSeq and is a predicted model, not a curated record. Gene Ontology annotation, biological process: neurogenesis; cerebral cortex development; dendrite morphogenesis. The transcript has 4 exons. NCBI's taxonomy places the organism in Eukaryota, Metazoa, Chordata, Actinopteri, Pleuronectiformes, Pleuronectidae.